Aspergillus steynii IBT 23096 is the source of this 2017-nucleotide messenger RNA. RefSeq names its product chaperonin-containing T-complex subunit CCT7. Gene Ontology annotation, cellular component: chaperonin-containing T-complex. Gene Ontology annotation, biological process: protein folding. Gene Ontology annotation, molecular function: ATP-dependent protein folding chaperone; ATP hydrolysis activity; ATP binding. The record is from RefSeq and is a predicted model, not a curated record. The coding region runs from base 126 to 2015 and encodes 629 amino acids. The transcript is spliced from 5 exons. Lineage: Eukaryota; Fungi; Ascomycota; Eurotiomycetes; Eurotiales; Aspergillaceae.
AUUGAACUCCCCCGAACUGGGACUGUCAGGGCCACCUUUCAUCUCGAUUUUCACUCCCUUAUCCUCCCCGGGACUACCGCUUUGCUUAUUCGGUCGUUUCUUUUUCUCUAUCUUAAUUAAUCAAAAUGGCCUUCGCCGGCCAAACCCCCACCAUCAUUGUGCUCAAAGAGGGCACGGAUACCUCUCAGGGCAAGGGUCAGAUCAUUUCCAACAUCAAUGCCUGUGUGGCCGUGCAGUCCACGAUCAAGAGCACUCUCGGUCCGUAUGGAGGGGACUUGUUGCUGGUCGACUCCAACGGCAGGCAGACGAUCACGAACGAUGGAGCCACGGUGAUGAAGCUCCUCGACAUCGUCCACCCCGCCGCCCGCAUUCUCACCGAUAUCGCCCGGUCUCAAGAUGCCGAAGUGGGAGACGGCACGACGUCGGUCGUGGUUCUCGCCGGUGAGAUCCUGAAGGAAAUCCGGGAGUUGGUCGAGCAGGGUGUCAGCGCACAGACGAUCAUCAAGGGUCUACGGAGGGGUAGCGCCAUGGCCGUCAACAAGGUGAAGGAAAUCGCUGCGGACAUCAUCCAGGCGGGCGAGAGCGAGGAGAAGAAGGUGGAAACGCUACGACGAUUGGCCGGAACCGCCAUGAACAGCAAGCUGAUCAAGCGCAACGCCGACUUCUUCACGAAGAUGGUUGUCGAUGCCGUGCUGUCCCUCGACCAGGACGAUCUGAACGAGAAAUUGAUCGGUGUCAAGAAGGUUACCGGUGGUGGUCUCCAGGAUUCCCUCUUCGUCAACGGUGUCGCCUUCAAGAAGACCUUCUCCUACGCCGGUUUUGAGCAGCAGCCCAAGUCCUUCCGGGACCCCAAGAUUGUGUGUCUGAACGUGGAGUUGGAGCUGAAGAGCGAGAAGGACAACGCGGAGGUUCGCGUCGAGCAGGUGUCCGAGUACCAGGCCAUCGUCGAUGCCGAGUGGCAGAUCAUCUACAACAAGCUCGAGGCCAUCUACAAGACGGGGGCCAAGGUUGUUCUCAGCAAGCUGCCCAUUGGUGACUUGGCUACGCAGUACUUUGCGGACCGUGACAUUUUCUGUGCCGGUCGUGUCUCGUCGGACGAUAUGGAUCGCGUGUGCCAGGCCACCGGCGCGGCUACGCAGUCGACGUGCAGUGACAUCCAGGAGCGCCACCUGGGUACCUGCGGCUCGUUCGAGGAGCGCCAGAUCGGUGGCGAGCGGUUCAACCUGUUCGCCGAGUGCCCCGGUGCCAAGACGUGUACGCUGGUGCUGCGUGGCGGUGCCGAGCAGUUCAUCGCCGAGGUGGAGCGUAGUCUGCACGACGCCAUCAUGAUCGUCAAGCGUGCUCUGCGCAACACCACCAUCGUCGCGGGUGGUGGCGCCUGCGAGAUGGAGCUGUCGAGCUUCAUGCACGGGUUUGCCGACCGCAACGUGCCUCACAAGCAACAGGCCGUCGUCAAGGCGUUCGCCAAGGCUCUGGAGGUGAUCCCCCGACAGCUGUGCGACAACGCCGGAUUCGACGCCACCGACAUCCUGAACCGCCUGCGCGUGGAGCACCGCAAGGGUAACGUGUGGGCCGGUGUGGACUUCGACCACGAGGGCGUCCGGGACAACAUGGCGGCGUUCGUGUGGGAGCCCAGUCUGGUCAAGGUCAAUGCCAUCCAGGCGGCCGUUGAGGCGGCGUGCUUGAUCCUGAGUGUGGACGAGACGAUCAGUGAGUUUCCCCUAUUCCUGGGUUCAUGGUUAUUUCCGAGCACGGCGCUAACGCAGGAUGUCAUCGACAGAGAACGAAGAGUCGGCGGCGCCUCGGGCACCGGGCCGUGGCCUUCCCCCCGGCGCUGCUCAGCGGGCGCUUGGAGGAGGCCGAGGACGCGGUAUGCCUCGCCGGGGUCGGUAAAGGAUAGACGGAGAUUCCGAGAGCACGACGCAUGGGGACGUCGGCAGAUCAAGGAUAUAAAAAAGCCCUUACUAGUACAAUCUACUAUGUGUUUGAAUGAACGGCCCUUGCGUGUUUUGUAGUG